Molecule: messenger RNA, 897 nt
Organism: Phoenix dactylifera (date palm)
Lineage: Eukaryota; Viridiplantae; Streptophyta; Magnoliopsida; Arecales; Arecaceae
Product: DNA-directed RNA polymerases II, IV and V subunit 6A-like
Biological process (GO): transcription by RNA polymerase I; tRNA transcription by RNA polymerase III; transcription by RNA polymerase II
Cellular component (GO): RNA polymerase III complex; RNA polymerase I complex; RNA polymerase II, core complex
Molecular function (GO): DNA binding
Source: RefSeq, a predicted model, not a curated record
AGGGGAGGGGUGCUUUCGUCGUUUCGCCGGACCCUCGUGAUUAGAUACUUCGCUGUUCCUUCAAAGUAGCGCGCGGUCAGCGGAGGUUUGGUUGGGGAAGAGAGCGAGAGCGAGAGCGAGGUCUCCAAAUUCCCAAUGGCGGACGAGGACUACAACGACAUGGACAUGGGAUAUGAGGAUGAGCCUCCAGAGCCUGAGAUUGAGGAAGGAGCAGAGGAGGAGGAUGCAGAUAAUAGCAAUGAAGAAAUUCCUGAUACUUUUGUAGGCACAGGAGCUGAAGAAAAGGAGGAGCAAGCACCAGUGGAACGACCUCGGAGAACUACGAAGUACAUGACCAAGUAUGAGCGUGCAAGAAUCUUGGGUACACGUGCUCUUCAGAUUAGCAUGAAUGCUCCUGUGAUGGUUGAGCUGGAGGGGGAGACUGAUCCACUGGAGAUCGCAAUGAAGGAGCUUAGGGAACGGAAGAUUCCUUUCACCAUUCGCCGGUACUUACCUGAUGGAAGCUAUGAAGAUUGGGGAGUCGAUGAGCUAAUUGUGGAGGACUCUUGGAAAAGGCAAGUGGGUGGUGACUGAUGGCAAAUACAUAAAUUGUAAUUACUCUAUACAACUUACUGUGAUCUCCAUUCGAGAGAUUGCUAGUUUCCUCUAGUUUCUAGUCACGGUUUCAGUUCUAUAGAUAGAUCGAUGGCAGAUAUAUUGAAGUAGAAAACUUCGUUGAUGGAAGUAUACUUCAUUGUAUAACUAUGGUGGUUUCAGUUCUAUGGAUAGAUUGUCAGCUACGUCUGGUUUCUACUCUUGGUCUGGUACUGAAGUUUGGAGGUUUUGCCCAUGGGAUCUAUUCAAGGACCUUAAUGGGUGGAUUAGUGCUAUAUAUGAUUUAUUUGCAGUUGCUAUAUA